AUGGAUUUAAGUCAGUACAUAUCUUUUAUGAGCCCCUUACAAGAACGGCUUAAAAAUGCAAUAAGCAUAAGCAAGGAAAAACUAUUGCCACAAAUUGAUCCGAAUUCUGUUUCUCCGUAUAUAUAUGUCAUCUUAUUUACCCUGGCAGCUGUUCUCCUUUUCAUAAAUCGUCUCCCACAGAAAAGAAAUGAAGAAAUACAAGAGACCCCGGAAGAUAAAGAAACCUACAAAGAAAUCGCCCUUGAACAAGGACUAAUUGAGAAGUCAGAAGAAUUGAAAAAAUACGCAUGGAGUAACUGGUUUACGAAACUGCAAACAGACUGGAAUUAUUUCAAUGCGUCUCUGGAGAAUCAAAAGAAGACAUGGUUUGGUGAAAAAGAUAAAGAAUGGAAUGAAUUUCUAGAUACUAUGCAAAAUAAAUGGACACAUUAUAACGCAAAUAUAGAAACAGAAUUUGAAUCGAAUAUUUUAAAGAAUUCAAAGAAUUGGAAUGAAAAGCAAUGGGAAAACUGGAUUAAAAGCGACGGUAAAGAAAUGAUGGAAAUGAGUUUCCAUAAAUGGAUGGGUGAAAAUUAUUCUCAUUAUAAUGCGUGGAUUAUAAAAAAAUGGGAAGAAUGGAAGAACGAUAAAAUUCGCACCUGGUUGUUAAAAGAUUGGAGACGUAAAGAAUUUGACUAUUGGCACAAAUAUAAAAGUUUGACCUUACCCGAACCAUUAUUUGAAAGGGCAGAAAAUAACUGGAAUAAAUGGAAUAGAAGGUUAUACAGAGAAAAAGAACAGUGGAAAGAAUGGGUUGCCCAAAAAUAUGAAUUUUAUCAAAGCACUGAGUGCCAGCAAUGGAAGAAAUGGAAUGAUAGUAAAGAAGAUUUGUUUAACAGUUGGAUGGAAUCAUUUAUCAGCAAGUGGAUAGAAGAAAAAAAAAAAAUAUACAGAAAUAUGGAGCAGCUUCAGGAUGUACAAGAAUAUAGUGCAAAUAAUGUCGCUUCGUCGUUAGGGGCAGAUAAAAAUGACAACCUAUUUUUACUUGCAAAAGAAAAUAUUUUUCUUGCUUGCAUAUAUAUCAUCCUUUUUUUUCUGUCCACUAGGAUUCUAGUAAGGGCUUAUUAUCCAUCAAUGCUUCAACAUGCAGAAGAAAUUUGGAUGCUUACGAAGUAUGACUUAAAUAAUGGAAAAGAAUCGAUGGAAGAAUUUAAGAAUAUGGUUAGAGGACACCUGAAAACGUGUAAGUUCUACAUAUUGAAUGUGCUUGAUACCAUUCUAGGAGUAAUAAUUAGAAAAUUGAAAAGUACCCACGAAGGUGUCCAAAAUGUUCAACGAUAUGCGACACAGGAUAUUUCAAUAAAUUCAUGUUAUGGUCAUAAACAUGGUGACGACCCUGAUGAUGAGAAUGAUGAUGAUUAUGAUGAGGAGGACGACGUUGAUGGCAAAAAUGAUGCAGAUGAAUUUCACGAUUGCAAGGAUGACAGUGAAGAGCAGGAUAAAAACCAAAAUGAUUCUAUGGAAAAAGGAUUAAGUGAUAGUUCCAUGACAAAUGUUAACAGUGAUAUGGAAAGUGAAGGAUCAAACGACAGUCUUCCUAAGGUUGGCUUGGAAAACACACCGGAAGAUGAGCCAAAAGAUAGUUCUACAAAGGAAAAUGAUGAAGAUAUGAUCAUAGAAAAAACUGAGGAGAAAUCUAUGAAAAAUACCCAAGAUGCCAAUAAAGAAGGAACCGCCGAUAACGACGUAAAAGAAAAUAUAAUAGAAAAAAAAAAUGAAAAAGAUGGAAACACAAACGAAGAAGUAAAACGAGACGAACAUGUGACAAUAGAACGUGACACAAAAGGACAAUCGAAGUCAGGAACAGGUGAAGAAUUAAAACUUAAAAAGGGUGGACCAUCGAAACAUGAAACGGGUGGACUAACAAAAUGGGAAAAGAUUGGACCAUCGAAACAAGCAACCGGCACAGUAGUGAAAAGUGCUACCAGGUCAGUGGUGAAAAGUGAUGCCAGUGCAGUAUCGAAAAGUGAUGCCAGUGCAGUAUCGAAAAGUGAUGCCAGUGAAGUAUCGAAAAGUGAUGCCAGUGCGGUAGUGAAAAGUGAUGCCAACGUAGUAGCGAAAAGUGAUGCCAGUGCAGUAGUGAAAAGUGAUGCCAGUGCAGUAUCGAAAAGUGAUGCCAACGUAGUAGCGAAAAGUGCUACCAGCUCAGUAGUUAAAAGUGCUACCAGCGCAGUAGCGAAAAGUGAUGCCAGCGGAGUAGCAAAGCGCGAUACGACGGGGGUUCCUAAGCGUGAAACAUCGGGGCAAGAGAACCUCAAAAAAAACGAACAAACGAAGGGCAAGACAAAUGAAGAAUUAAUAAAUACGACACAGGAAACGAGUGCCGGAAUAAAUCCAGAUAAAGGGAAAAAAAUCCUAAACCUAAAAAAUGUAAUUCCAAAAGAUAAAGAAAGCGGUGAUAAAGGUGUAAAUUUUGAUAAAUCAGAUAAAAACGAACUAACAGAAGAAUGGAAAGUUAAUGAAUGGAAUAAAUGGAUGCGUCAGUUAGAAGAACAGUGGCAUUUUUUCUUUAUUGGUCUGGAAACCAAAACAGACGACUGGAUGAAAGAAAAAGAAAAAGACCUUCAAACAUGGAUAACAGAAAUGGAAACUAAGUGGAUGAAUUACAACCACAAUUUUGAUAUAGAAUAUAAUACUAAUCUUUACAAAAAAUAUCUAAUGUGGGAUCCAAAUGACUGGAAAACAUGGAUAAGAACAGUUGGAAAAAGACUAAUGGAAAAUGAUUGGAUUAAGUGGGUAGAAGAUCAUGAAAGUAAAUUGAAUGAAUGGGUUAACUAUGACUGGUUCCAAUGGAAAUCCUUAAAGAAUUCUAAUUGGGUAAUGAAUGAAUGGAAAAUUGAUGAACAUGAAUAUUGGGAAGAAUGGCAAAAUAGCAAUUUGACCCUGUGGCUACAAAAAAAAAAAAGAAAAAAAUAUUUAACAUGGAAAAACAGGAUCGAAAGAGAAAAGUCAGAAUGGGACAGUUGGGUUCAAUCAAAAGAAAAGUUAAUUUCAAAAAGUAAAACCGGUAAAUGGAUAAAAUGGAAAAAUGAAAAACGAUUAUUAUUUAACGAUUGGAUGGAAAACUUUAUAAACACAUGGAUCAACAGGAAGCAGUGGAAUUCAUGGAUUAUAGAGAGACGAGAUGUACUUUCCCGAAGGGCAUCGUCUUCAUAUUGA
Plasmodium coatneyi is the source of this 3198-nucleotide messenger RNA. RefSeq names its product Tryptophan-rich antigen (Pv-fam-a). NCBI's taxonomy places the organism in Eukaryota, Apicomplexa, Aconoidasida, Haemosporida, Plasmodiidae. The record is from RefSeq and is a predicted model, not a curated record. The coding region runs from base 1 to 3198 and encodes 1065 amino acids. The transcript is spliced from 4 exons.